AUGGCGGAUCCAGAGAAUCAAGACACUGAAAAGGCUCCAAGUCUUACCAAGGAGUACAUAAUCCCUGGAAUAAUCAAAACUGCUGAAUUUGUAAGUUCCUUUUUUUAAAUAGUAUAUUAUACAUCCCCAUACCAAGAGAAAUGCCCAUACUGAUGAGGCUGACGUAAACAGCCAAGCAAUUAAGCGUUUCUUUGCGAGCUAAGUCAGAGCUAAGCGCGAGUUUAACUGAGUACAAAUUUAAUUUUAACUAGCGAGUGGAACAGUGUAAGGGUUGAAAUAAGAUCAAAUACACCCCACGAUGUCAAACAAAAAAGCAAAAAAACAAAAACAAAAACAAAAAACGAAGAGAGAGAGAGAGAGACUGAGAGGAAAGAAAAGAAAAAGAAAAAUGUUGUUAGCUGCAAGCAAAAAGUGCUCCCUUCCAAGCUAUCUAGCCCUUGAAAGUUUUAACCGUUUGAGAUAUAAAACUUUGCAGGAAAAAAGAAUUUGGUCUCCCAACAAUCGCAAGUUUGUCGGAUUUCUUUUUGGCUUGUUACAUCUUUUUUCGUCAAAACAAACUCAACUCCUGCUUCUCUUUUAAUCUAAAGACACAAAAUAUAUAGUAACGUAAAAUCUGCUAUUGUUUUGUAUAAGUAGUUACCAAAGCACCCUCUUGAAGCACCUUUCUUGAACGUACUAUCUUUCGACGCAGUUUAUGUUUUGUUCUUAUCCUUUUAGUUAUUGUUGAUGAUAGCGUUUUCCUUGGCUGCCGACUUUAAAGGUUCAAGUUCCUGGGGGCGGAUGGACUUUUUUCUCUUUGCCACCAUCACCUCGUGGCUCUUGGUUAUCGCCAGACUUGUUUCAUGUUGUUGUAUCGCCUUCGACGCGAUAUUGAUAUUUAAACUUGCGAUCGAUUUCACUAUAUGCGGGGACUUGCUGGUAAGAGUCUCAUAUUAUGAAAAAAAUUACAUGGUUGAAUACUGUGAUAACCAUCUCCCAGCUUAUUUGGUGUUAUCAUCUUAGUCACCUUUCCCACCAAUUCCAAACACCACCUGCUCACGGCACUUGGGACGAUAAUAGUAUACUAAGUUUCUGUAGCGACAUUUUGAGUGGUCCUUUGCAAUUUUAAAUUUGUCACAAGAUCCCCCAUUGGCACCAAAAGCUUUGAAAGGACUCAGUUUUCUCAUUACAUAUUCGAAAUAGGAAACAAGUUAUAUUGCUCGAAAUUACCAAAAAUUGUUAAGGCCAUUUAUUGGAGGAAGUGCUCGUAAAAACUCCCGCAGGCGUUCAGAUAAUGGAGUGCGGCGCGAAGUAAGAGAGCGAGGGUUAAAAAAGGAAGGAAAGACGUCACCCUCUCGCUGUUUUUGCUGCUCACAUCUUUUUGCGACGUCCCCACAAUCUGAACGCCUGCAACGGACUGGUAAACAGAAUUAGCAUGUCACUGCCGCAUGCGAAGGAAGUCAUAUUUUUGCGCCAGGAAUAAAAGGCAGCGUACUGUUCUUUGAUUUUUUUGGUCUUCAGUUUGUCAGUUUUGGAUACCUAGUCUACCUGUUCCCGUAUAUAGAAACCAAAACACAGCUGGUAGAACGCUGUGACUUUCUUGAAAUUACAUUGUAGGUGAUGAUCUUCGAUGCUGUUGUGGCAGUGUUUCUUUUGAUCAGUUCCUCUCUGAUAGCUGAUGAUGCCAGGAGAUGGAACGACAUUCAUGGUGGUUAUCGCCCGUCUGGAUUUUCAGUAGAUAAGCUGAUUGCAGCAGCGGUGUGUAGGAAAAAACAACAAACUAUAAACCUCUCCUUUGUGACACCUCUAUUGAAGGGACACCUCUAUUCAGGGGGCACAAAUUUGGUCCCGUUAAAAUGUUCACAUAAUCUUUGUAUUUGUUACCCCUGUUGAAGGGAAACCUCUAUUCAGGGGAAAGGGGCACCUUUUCUGCGUCCUGAAACCUGAGUUUAACAUUCAUUCAGCGCAGCGGAUUCCUUAGCACUCAAAAAGUUACUGACCACAAAAUUAUUGACAAGUUUAAGUAUACACGUGUCACAAUGCAAUGCAACGGCGACAGCUUUCAAAGCAUGAACUAUCUCACUUAAAUGGAUGUAUUCAACUUGUUGGAAUUCAACACACACUGCGUCGCCGAGAUAAAUCAAUUAUGAUUUUUUUAUACAUUAUCUAGCUGUUUGAAAUAAUGACUACAGCAGAUGCCGAGGUACAAUAGAAGAAAAAUAUUUACCUUGUUGGUUAAUAAUUAACAAACCCCAGCCCAACCUCCAUUCAGCGGACACUUACCUUGGCCCUGAGGGUGUCCCCUCAAUAAAGGUUCCACUGCACAUGUUGACAUGUAACUGACUUUACGCAAAAGGGAAUGGGAGGAUGCAAAACACUGCCAACCUUAAAUUUUGUGCAUGCUGAGACAUGCAAACUUGGGGAGAGGGUAUUCACCAACCCCCGCCGGCCUCUCCAGCGUCAUAAUGACUUCAAAUUACGUCAUUGAGUCAAUCACAUUUUGCCAAGAUGUUGGAUAUGAUGAGAACACGAUGGGCUUCCUGUGAGUACAUUAUUCUAUGCAACUGUGGUGGUCGUAUCAUUUGAGCGGUUUUGAAGUUUUACAAAGGAAGGAAGGAAGCAGAAAAACGUCCAGAACGUCUGCUCUGAAUAGGGUUAACUCGCUUUAAGCAACAAGCUGCCACAACAAGUUUUGAGAUAAACGUUUAUGCAACGCUACGGGAAAUUGCUGAAGUGAUUCUUGUGCCUCCAAGGGUUCAGUUUCUUAAGCCUUUCUUAAUUUUCAAGACUGCAAUAUUGUAGGGGCCUCUGUCAAGAUCAGUUCCUAUGGAGAAUGUUCGUACAGACACAUGAGUUCGAAAUGUUCUGUCUUAGAUUAAUAUGUCUUAUUUUUCUUUCCUCUAAGGCCUUUGGAUUCUUCUCCAUGGUUGCAUUCAUCAUUGAGGCUGUGUUUCACUUCAUGAAAAUGCGAGGAAAGAUGUGA
Messenger RNA from Porites lobata, 2962 nucleotides. The record is from the annotation of a GenBank genome assembly. Lineage: Eukaryota; Metazoa; Cnidaria; Anthozoa; Scleractinia; Poritidae.